CAUGGUUCAAAGCAAGCAGGGGGUCGAUCUCGAUCUAGCGGUGGGGACGCAGGCGUUAUGAUGUUUGAGAAUGAAACUGAAAGCGCAGCGCAAAGUUCGCGAGUUUUCUAUCCAUGUACUUAGAAGUAACGGGCCCUACUCGGUGGAUCGAUUCACUUGAGGAAGUUGGAGGGGUUGUCACAUGCCAACUUGUAGAAUGACGCGCGGUCUACUUCUAGAAGACAUAGCACAGCCUUCCGCCCCCUUCUUUCUAAUCCAUGGCAAAACCAAGGGAGCUCCGUGCUCGCACGAAACCGCGGCACCAAGUGAAAUAGCAGACGCUCCUGGUGCAUCGGUGGGGAGACAUCAAGAAUUCUUGGCGCGUUGCCAAAGCAGCGAACAGCAACCCACUGGUGUCGUUUUUGGCGCAGGUCGAACGAUUCACUGGACUGGGGGUGAAGAUUCCCAUGAGGAGGAAGGCCCCGAUCAUACGGAGGAAGUCAAAGGACAGGAGGGCGACCCGUGCGAUCUUGUGCUUCGCUUGUAGGUGUGCGACUAAGUUAUGAGUUUUGUCGUUGGAUCCUUCGUCGUAGCUAGUCGCUUGCUCGUCUGGCUUCACGUGCGCAAGC
Messenger RNA from Amoebophrya sp. A25, 608 nucleotides. NCBI's taxonomy places the organism in Eukaryota, Dinophyceae, Syndiniales, Amoebophryaceae. The record is from the annotation of a GenBank genome assembly.